This is a messenger RNA of Helianthus annuus (common sunflower), 2142 nucleotides long. RefSeq names its product pollen receptor-like kinase 3. The transcript is spliced from 2 exons. The coding region runs from base 109 to 2142 and encodes 677 amino acids. NCBI's taxonomy places the organism in Eukaryota, Viridiplantae, Streptophyta, Magnoliopsida, Asterales, Asteraceae. The record is from RefSeq and is a predicted model, not a curated record. Gene Ontology annotation, molecular function: ATP binding; protein binding; protein kinase activity. Gene Ontology annotation, biological process: protein phosphorylation.
GCAUCAGAAUCACAAAAACACCAAAUUUUCAGCUCAAAAUUUCAAUUGCUAAUGGAAAAAACAAUCCCAUUUCUUUCUUUUCUUUUCUUUUUUCUCCUGGCUAAGUAAAUGGCCAUAUAUUUUCUUCCAAAACCACCAUUUUUCUUGAAUCUUUUCUUAAUCAUGUUUCCUUGGAUGGUGAAAGCUUACAUGACAGAUGCAGAUGCAUUGCUUAGAAUCAAGCAAUCUUUGAACAAUCCCGAGCCUCUCGAUUCAUGGAAGUUAGGAACGAAUCCUUGCGAUGACUUGUUAACAUGGGUAGGUAUUGUUUGUAACAAAGGGAUUGUUACUAAUCUUCAUCUUAAAUCAAUGAGUCUUUCUGGUAAUCUAGAUUUAACAGCCCUUUCACAAAUGGCGGGUCUGCGGAUCAUUUCACUUGAAAACAAUUCUUUUUCAGGCCCUAUUCCGGGAUUCAAUAAACUUGGAUCAUUGAAGGCUCUUUACCUCUCGAUAAAUCAAUAUUCUGGCGAAAUCCCAUCGGAUUAUUUCACGGAUAUGACAUCUAUGAGAAAGAUAUGGUUUGAUGGCAACAAAUUCACGGGCAAAAUCCCGUCUUCAAUCGCAGAGCUCCCAAAUCUUGUGGAAUUACAUCUUGAAGAUAAUCAGUUUUCUGGUACAAUUCCCGCCAUUGGUCAAAGAAGUUUAAACUCGGUCAACCUUUCGUAUAAUAACUUGACAGGAGAAGUUCCACCAGGUUUGGCAAAAUUUGAUGCAUCUUCUUUUGAAGGGAAUCCCGGGCUUUGUGGUGCAAAGUUCGGUAAGAUGUGUGACAAGGUAAACCCGCGGACCCCUAAAUCAACCGAAAAAUCAUCUAAAAAGGCUCUACGGAUGGAAUAUAUAUUAAUGGCGGUAACUCUGUUAAUUCUUAUCUUAAUGAUUGUUGGAAUCUACAUUUUGAGAAAGAGGAGGAAACGUAACUCCGAGACAAUUGGGAUCAUGGAAGGUAAUCCUGAAGGUUCGGUUGGUUUAACUAUAUGUAAUAUCAGCAAACCUGAAGCUAUUCCGGGCCAAAAUGGUUUUGGAACGGGUCAGAAGACGUUGAUGGCUAGAAAGAAGUCGACGGGUGUUGAUCUAAUGUUGUUGAACAAUAGUAAAGGAGUAUUCAGAUUAUCAGAUGUGAUGAAAGCAGCUGCAGAAGUGCUUGGAAAUGGAAUGCUGGGGUCAUCGUACAAAGCCACAAUGUCGAAUGGGGUGGUUGUGGUGGUUAAACGGCUAAAAGAAAUGAAUUUGGUGGAUAAAAACGGGUUUGAAGCUGAGAUGAUGAGGCUAGGAAGACUCAAUCACCCGAAUAUCUUGACACCACUUGCUUGUCAUUACCGCAAAGAGGAAAAACUCGUGAUUUAUGAUUACAUUCCCGGUGGCAGUCUACUUUAUAUAUUGCACGGUGAUCAGGGAAAGAGGCACGCAGAGCUCAAAUGGCACACUCGCUUAAAAAUCAUCAAAGGAAUCGCACAAGGAUUAGCCUAUCUACACACCGAGCUAGCAAAUCUAAACUUACCUCACGGAAACCUGAAGUCAAGCAACGUCCUCCUAAACCCUAACUUCCAGCCACUACUCGUAGACUUCGGUAUGAGCCACAUGAUCAACACGAAUCAAGCAGCAAACGCGUUAACCGCCUACAAAGCACCCGAAGCAGCUAAAACUCACCAACUAUCACACAAAUCCGACGUUUAUUGUCUCGGAAUCAUCAUUCUAGAAGUCCUAACAGGUAAAUAUCCAUCACAAUACGUUAACAACAACCAAGGCGGUACAGAUCUAGUACAAUGGAUCAAAUCAGCGAUGUACGAACAACGAGAGGUAGAACUAUUAGAUCCGGAUAUCACCGGAUCGAGUAAAUACAUAGGAGAAAUGAAAAAACUGCUACAGAUCGGUGCGAAUUGCACCGAAAGUGAUCCAGAAGCUCGGUUAGGGCUUCCGGAAGUGGUUAAUAGCAUCGAGAAUAUUCAAGGUGGAGAUGAGAAAACGAUUGCGAUGUUUUCUUCGUUUGAAGACGGUUACGAUGAUGCAGCGAGUACGAUAACGGAUUCUUCUUACGUAUCGAUGGUAGGUGAAUCGAGAGUUAAUAAUAGUGAACAGGUUCAACGGAAUAAUGCGGUUACGUGA